Messenger RNA from Cinara cedri, 730 nucleotides. Lineage: Eukaryota; Metazoa; Arthropoda; Insecta; Hemiptera; Aphididae. The record is from the annotation of a GenBank genome assembly.
AUGGUAGGUACCUAAAUUGCUUUUAUUUAGUUUUGUUAAAUUAAUAAAAAAAAUUAUUUCAUUAGGUAAUUGAAUCUCAAAUAAAAAAAAGAAGAAUGCAUCUUUUGAAGGGGAAGUGCCAUCAAGUGAUUCUGAUAACAAUCCAGAAGUGCCUCAGGUAAAAUAAUAUUUUAACCACCUAACAGAUAUAACUAUACUUUAUAUAUUUAUGCCAUUGUUAUGAUAAGCUAGCCAUCUUACCUUGCUCUAGAAAACCAUAAUAUUUAAAUAAGAAAUAACUUAAAUAAUUAACUUCUAAAAUACCAAGAUAUUAACCAGGAAAAUAAAUAGCACAUAAUACAUUGAAACAAAUAUGAACAAUUUUAAAUUUAAGUUAUGAUUUCCCUUUUGAAAUUAAAAAUGAGGUUCUAUUAUUAUUUGUUUAUUUUUAUAAUAGCUUAAUAACUACCUAGUCAUUUACUAUUUAAAGAAAUAAUACAAUCAAUAUUAUGAGAAUUAUUUCAAAAUAUCAAUCAAAGUUAAUGUAAUCCAAAAGGUCAAAUAAAAACAUUUUUCAUUAUUUUACAUAUUUUUACAGAUAAAUAUAAAACAAAUGACCAAUAAUAAUUCAGAAAUUGUUAAAAUGUUAUGGCCUUCAGAUUGGUCUUCUGAACAAUGGGCAGAAAAAAAAACAAAAAUAUACUUGGCUUCAUUGUCAGAAUGGACUUUUGGGGUGUACAACUUGUUUUGA